Molecule: messenger RNA, 978 nt
Organism: Raphanus sativus (radish)
Lineage: Eukaryota; Viridiplantae; Streptophyta; Magnoliopsida; Brassicales; Brassicaceae
Exons: 7
Coding region: 61-978 (305 amino acids)
Biological process (GO): biosynthetic process
Cellular component (GO): cytoplasm
Molecular function (GO): isomerase activity
Source: RefSeq, a predicted model, not a curated record
AUUAUUUACGUUUUUCUCAAAAAGUUGUGUGGUUGCUGAAGAAGCAAGCCAAGGAAGAUCAUGAAGAAGCCUGUGAAAUACUUUGUGGUUGAUGCAUUCACUGAGUCAGCCUUUAAGGGAAACCAAGCAGCUGUUUGUUUUCUUGAAAAAGACCAUGAGAGAGACGACUCUUGGCUUCAGUUGCUUGCUGCUGAGUUUGACCUACCCUUGACUUGUUUUCUUACUCCCAUCACCGGUUCUGAUCCUCUACAUCCACAAUGCUUUCUUCUCAGGUGGUUCACCUCUGUAGCCGAGAUGGAUAUAUGUGGUCAUGGAACAUUAGCAUCGGCUCAUACUCUCUUGUCAAACGGUUUGGUUGGUUCUUCUGAGACGGUUGAGUUUUUCACUCACUCGGGGAUUCUAACUGCUAAAAAGGUCGAUGAUUGUGAAACCAAAGGAUCUUUCUUGAUAGAAAUGAACUUCCCAGUGAUUACAACUUGUGAGUACAGCUCCAAUGAUUUCUCCAAGUUCUCUAAAGCCUUGAACGGAGCUACCAUUGUUGAUGUCAGAGGAACUACAAAAGAUAAACUCGUCUUUAAACCCUUGAAGGGAGCUACUAAAUCAACUUCAACAGAUCAAAUCAUGGUUGUACUUUCAUCUUGGGAGGCUGUGGCUGAGUUGCAACCAAGAACUGAGGAUAUCAUGAAAUGCCCUGGCAAAGUGAUGAUUGUUACCGCUCCUGCUCCUGAAGGAUCUGCUUAUGAUUUCUGCAGUCGACUCUUUGCUCCUAAACUAGGGCUCAAUGAGGACUCUGUCUGUGGAAGUGCACAUUGUGCAUUAGCACAUUACUGGAGUCUCAAGCUGAACAAAUGUGAUUUCAUCGCCUACGUGGCUUCGCAUAGGAGUGGAGAACUGAAGGUUCAUUAUGAUAAGGCGAAGCAGAGGGUCUUGCUCACUGGCAAAGCUGUGACUGUGAUGAACGGCUCUGUCUUAGUUUAA